Messenger RNA from Plodia interpunctella (Indianmeal moth), 3361 nucleotides. Its product is annotated as integral membrane protein 2A-like. The record is from RefSeq and is a predicted model, not a curated record. The transcript has 7 exons. Bases 135 to 1016 code for a protein of 293 amino acids. Gene Ontology annotation, cellular component: Golgi apparatus; plasma membrane; extracellular exosome. Gene Ontology annotation, molecular function: amyloid-beta binding. NCBI's taxonomy places the organism in Eukaryota, Metazoa, Arthropoda, Insecta, Lepidoptera, Pyralidae. Gene Ontology annotation, biological process: negative regulation of amyloid precursor protein biosynthetic process.
UGUUUCCUUCCGCAACAAGACGAUUUGGCGCAGAAAAAAAUAAACAAGUUGAAGUUUGCCGGAUUGUGCGAGUGCAUAUCGUAUUUUAUUGAUUAUUUUGUUCUUGUCCUAUAUAAGAAUAAAGCUCAAUCGUAAUGACUGUUCUUACGAAGCAGAGUCGUUUAAUUAAAAAGGAGGAGGUGUCGGAGGCUCCUCUUGUUCACGAAAAGGUUUGCGAUGAAGAGAAGAUCGACAUCCACCCAGGUGUGCCGGUGGCGUGGGUGGGCCGCCGCGCCUCCGCGGGGCUGAUGUGCCUGACCCUGAUGGCCCUUUUCAUGGCUUCCGUGGGCAUCGUCACCGGGCUGGUGCUCUACAGGCAGUACCUGCGCACCGCGCACCGCUAUCAGGGCAUCUGCAGCAUCCCUAUCAACGAAGACCCGAUAACCCAUGUCCGUUGGAGGGGGGACCCUGACGUGCCGAUGUUGUUGAGCCCCGACGAGGACAACAACGAAACUGAGGACACGCUGGUUGAGAGAUUCGACAUCGGAGACAAUUACGAGAAGGUGCUAGUGCUGGACAGCGGGCGCAACUUCGAGUUCAUCCACGACUUCACUGUCAACCUCACUGCGAUAGUGGACGACACGCGCUGCUUCAUGAUGUCGCUGGACCCAAGCAUCCUGCUGCCGCCGGAGCAGCUGAUGCUGGGGCUGCGCUCCGGCGCGCGCUUCGACGUGUCGCGCGUGCGCAGCGCGCUGCGCGCCGACCUGCGCGCGCGUCCACCCCCCCCCACCGCGUCCGCCUUCCUCUUGCUCGACGCCUGCCUCGACAAGCCCACUUACAUGCUCAAGAUGGAUGACACUGCUCUCGUGCGCAAGCGCUCGGCUUCGGAGCCGCCGCGUGAGUUCAUCCAGUUCUCGGGCAAGCACGUGCAGGAGAUCGAGAUCGGCAACAUGGCCGAGCUGCUGCAGUACGAGAAGAAUUUGGGCCGCCCCGGAGCCCCCGCGGCCGCGGAGCCGGCUCCGGCCCGCGGGAUCUAGGAUAGACCUCUUAGUGAAUGAAUUUUAAUGUUAAACCCCCCCAAGUAGGUCCCGAUAUGAAGGUUUGGUGACCGGAAAAGUAAAAAUUGUGAUUUCGCCAAGAAAGUACUAAAUAUGUUGCCAUUUCAUUACGAGCAUAAAUAUAAUGGCAACACCAUUUUUUAUUUUUCUGGUCGGUAUAUUUAUAAAGUACUAAGAAAAAUGGCAUUUAAUUAAGGUUUCCAUAUUUAUUAUGGGAAGCUUCUAAAAUAUAUUUUAUUCAAAUAAUGAAAUAUGAACGCACAUGACAUACUUUUGAGGCUUGUAAAUUUUUAAUAGGGAAUAUUACGCAAAGCUCGGCGCAGAUGGCUCUACUGUUAGAACUAGGGUUAACAAACAUUACCUAUGGAAACUUUGCAGCGUUUGACCGGUUUCCCAUAGAUUUCGAAUUUUUUAUCUUUUGGAAAACGAUUUUCCCAAUAUUUCGGCACCCGAAUACGCAACACUGUUGUAAAUUUUCACAAACGAAUGCUUACAUAAUGAAACAAUAAAAUACUCUAAAAUAAACGUUUUGAUCGACUUAGUAAAAAGGUUUUGUUUACCGUUUGGUGCUGCACUCUGGCGGGAUAAAAUCGCAGUAAUACUAGGGAGUAUUACUGCGAUUUUAUUAUUAAAUUAUUAUAUAUUGAUCUCAAAUAUUGAAACUGAUUUUACAAGACUUGAUUUGCACAAAUUUUAUGCUGAAUUUGUUCAAGUAUAAUGAAUUGAAUGUAUUUGGAUUAUUAAAUUGUGUCUUCUAUUUUUUAUCUAUUUACGUAUUAUAAGAUUAUUUUUGUAGCGUAGAUCAUAAUCGAUUAUUUUUAUUAUUCAUCUAAAAUCCAUGUGAUUUUGUGAAAUGCAAUUUCUUACAUCGUAAUAUUUACUACUCAAUAAAACUCUGCUUUUAUUUGACAUUUUAAAUUGAAUCUUUAAAAAAAAUAAUUAUACAUACAGUUUAUAUGGAUGCAUAAAUAAAUAAUGUGUCAAAAAUGAGGAAAUUUAGAAAAGAGUACAGGUGUUUGGGAUUCCUACGGCAGAAUGGGGAUGUAUAUGUUAGAUUUAGUCCAAACUUAUAGAUGUUAAGAAAAUCACUUAGUCAUUCUGGUUGCAUGUUUAGUUUAGCAUGUCGUAAAACAAAAGACACCAACAAAUAUAUAAGCAUUUCAUUCUUUUGGAAUUUGAAUUGUAGACAAUUCUAUAGAUCUCAAUGUGUGUGCUAAUUCAUGUACUCAAUGUCUUUAAAACUUUAUUAGAAGAACUCAUACUUUACAUUAAAUGAAUAUUUAAUGAAUAUUCACCAAAAAUACUAAAAUAAUUUCUUGAAAAACACAAGUGCAGAUCUUGAGGGCUUUAACAAAAGUCUGAUUAUGGAUACAUCACUCAUCUCUCAAGGAGUUUUGGUGUUAUCGUCGAAUAAAGUAAUACACAUACAUGAAUUCGGAAACAUAAGCUCCUUUUUUGGGCAGUCGGGUAGGUAAACAUGCAAAUUGAAAAGUCGAAUUGAAAUUAACUUAAAAUGUAUUUGAGUAUUUCCGCCUUCGUUUAUGUUUUUGCAUGAAUGUCUUCGUUAUAUUGUUGUCGCAAAGUAUUAUCAACUCCGAAUACUUAGCACCCAAGUGCCAUCUCAUGAUUUUAAUUAUUAAGUAAACUGACGUUUUAGUUUUCUCUCGGUUAUUUAAAAUAUACAAACAUUUCCAUUUUUACUAUGUGUCAAAAGUGAAGAAAAUUUAAUUUUGACGAAUUAAUUAUUUUUGCUAUUGCAAUACCUAAUUGAAUGGUCAAGAUUGGUUGAUAAACACUGUGAUAAACACCCAGUGUAGCCAGCCUACAAGAGACAGUGACAUUUAAUUUCUUCACCUUCCUGACAGGUUGUAUUAGACAAAUAAUGAAACUACGUCACUAACAGAUAAAGUUCAUUAUCAUCUGUCAAGAAAAUGUUUGAAAUGAAUUAUUGGUAACGGAAUUUAUCAGUUGCAAUAAGAUCUGAGGCUAUUGAUUUUUUCUAGAUUAAGAAUGAUUUUAUCUCCACAACUAAAUUGUGAAAUAUUGUUGCACGAUGUAAGGGCCACGCCCCAUUGCUCCGUCGACCUCAGUCACGUUGACAUACGUCGACAGACAACACAGAAGUUGUAUGGAGAUUUGACGUACGUCAACACACGUUGUGUCAAAGGUCCUAUGGUAAACAACGGAGUUGCAACGUGCUGCGUCGUGCGAGCAAUGGAGCGCGACUCUAACUAAACUAUUUUUUGUUAUCACAUUACUGUUACUUGAUGUUAGUGCUGUAUUCACAUUAAAGUUAUCAGUAAAUAAAGUAUCUAUGGAUUAAA